Aspergillus clavatus NRRL 1 is the source of this 699-nucleotide messenger RNA. RefSeq lists its product as uncharacterized. NCBI's taxonomy places the organism in Eukaryota, Fungi, Ascomycota, Eurotiomycetes, Eurotiales, Aspergillaceae. The transcript has 2 exons. The record is from RefSeq and is a predicted model, not a curated record. The coding region runs from base 1 to 699 and encodes 232 amino acids.
AUGCAACCCCCAUCGGAUGCCUUUCUUCACCACUCCCACAAGCUCAGAGAAGCGGCUGCCAACCUGCGCAAUCGCGUGGCCUUCACACCACCUCCACCAUACUCCUCGACAGACACACGAGGUCCAAUCCAAGAAGAAAGACAAACUGGUGUUGAGAAUGAGGACGACGACUACAUCUGGGACGCCAGCUCGAAUGUCAGCCCCAGCCCUAUCACCAUCAAUAUCGACGCAUCCAUCAAUGUCGUGGGGAACGGCAACACGAUCAUGAUCCCUUCAAUGACCGGCCAGGCCCAGCAAGGGAUCAGCAAUGCUUCCUCCCGAGCGACUCCCCAGGAGGCUGCAACCUCUCCGUCACCCGCGGGAAAAUCCGAGCCCACUACUCUACGAAUAACCCAGAAGCAUCGCCAGGCAAAACUAACCGAGAUGGCCACAUCGAUCAUAAACGCGCUGUACGAGUCGGGCCGGCUAACCGCCCCCGGGGAGAACUGCGAGUUGGCGCCGGUGGAGAUCAACAUCAACACGGGCAUCAGGGUCGAAGGUAGUCGGAAUGCGGUCUGUGUUGGUGUUCCGGUUCGGCUCCAGAGCAGCAAGGGUGGCCAGACGGGGGCGGAGAAACAGUACCUCAACUCGAAUAGAAAGAGACGGGCUUUAUCAGAACCUCUCGAAGUACCAACCUCUAAGAAGAACUGCUUGACAUAG